UGUACAUUGCGACGACGCCCAACGAAACGGCACCAACACCCAACAUAAUACGUAGACCUCAUGUGAUAUUUUCCUCGUCUUCCCUAGUGAGAUGUCCUUCCUCGGGUUUAAAAUUUGGGUCCCGUCGUCCGACGUGAUCUAACAAUCAGAACACACAUACACACUCGCAUGAUCCUGAAAUGGCAGACUCGAAACCCACGAAAACAGCUCACAUCACGGAGAUGCCCAUCACAUGGCGAAAUUGGUACCAGCAUGUUAACUGGCUGAGUGUCUUCUUUAUCAUAGUCAUCCCACUCAUGGGCUUCAUCGCUGCCUAUCAUUAUCCCUUACAGCGAGCCACGGCUGCCUUUGCCAUUUUCUACUACUUUAAUACUGGGUUGGGUAUUACAGCCGGAUACCAUCGCCUCUGGGCACAUUCUUCAUACCGAGCUUCAACCCCUCUCAAAAUCUAUCUGGCGGCGGUCGGCGUUGGCGCCGUCCAGGGCUCGAUUCGGUGGUGGUCAAGGGGCCAUCGUGCCCAUCACCGGUAUACUGACACUACAAAGGACCCCUAUUCCGUGCGCAAAGGCUUCUGGUAUUCCCACCUUGGCUGGAUGAUUAUGAAACAAAACCCGAAGAGCAUUGGUCGGGCGGAUAUCACCGACCUUAAUAAGGACCCGAUUGUGAUAUGGCAGCACCGUAAUUAUAUCAAGGCUGUUCUAUUUAUGGGCCUUAUCUUCCCUACUCUAGUUUGCGGCAUUGGCUGGGGCGAUUGGGUGGGUGGCUUUAUCUACGCGGGUAUUCUACGGGCGACCUUUGUGCAACAAGCUACCUUCUGCGUCAAUUCUUUGGCUCACUGGCUGGGAGACCAGCCCUUUGACGAUCGAAACUCACCCCGGGAUCAUGUUAUCACGGCCCUCGUCACAUUGGGGGAAGGGUACCAUAAUUUCCAUCAUGAGUUCCCGUCGGAUUACCGGAAUGCAAUCGAGUGGUGGCAGUAUGACCCAACAAAGUGGGCCAUCUGGACGUGGAAGCAACUUGGCCUGGCAUAUGACCUCAAGCAAUUUAAACAGAACGAAAUUGAAAAGGGCCGACUACAGCAGGAGCAAAAGAAGCUCGACGCCUGGCGGUCUAAACUAGACUGGGGCACCCCAAUUUCUCAGCUGCCCAUCAUCACAUGGGACGAUUUCCAAACCGAGUCGGCAAAAGCUGAUGGGAGAGCCCUGGUAGUCAUCGCAGGGGUCGUUCAUGAUGUGGCUGACUUCAUUGAAGAGCACCCCGGCGGCAAAGCGUUCAUCUCCUCGGCCAUUGGGAAGGAUGCAACAGCCACCUUCAAUGGCGGUGUCUACCAGCACUCAAACGCCGCACACAACCUGCUCUCGACAAUGCGCGUGGGAGUCAUCUACGGAGGUGGAGAGGUGGAAAUUUGGAAGCGGGCCUACUCCGAGAAGCCCAACGAGAUCAAGAACCAACUUAUCCAGCGAGCGGGCAAGCAGGUCAUCCAAACGUCUCCUUAGAACGGUGUUACCGUGGUUUGGAUGGAUAUGUACUAGGGUGAAGCAGUUAACUAAUCGCCCUAUAUAGUUAUAAUUCGUCUCUAAAGUCCUUGGUACAUGCAAAUACAGAUAUUAUCACCAGUACGCUUGGCGGACGUUGCCAUUGGAAUUUAACAUCUUUCCAAGUAUUGCUUAUUGCGACAGAAAAAGCUGGAGUCCCUCAACAGAUUCAGACAACCCCACUAGCUAAAUGGAAAUUUUCGUGGCCUGCUUCGGAUGAACCCUGGU
Paecilomyces variotii is the source of this 1763-nucleotide messenger RNA. Its product is annotated as acyl-CoA desaturase. Lineage: Eukaryota; Fungi; Ascomycota; Eurotiomycetes; Eurotiales; Thermoascaceae. Gene Ontology annotation, biological process: unsaturated fatty acid biosynthetic process. Gene Ontology annotation, molecular function: heme binding; iron ion binding; stearoyl-CoA 9-desaturase activity. The transcript has 2 exons. The record is from RefSeq and is a predicted model, not a curated record. Bases 180 to 1496 code for a protein of 438 amino acids. Gene Ontology annotation, cellular component: endoplasmic reticulum membrane.